UCUAAUCGGUCGUCUUUGCCUCCGGCCAUUUUAGUUGUGUAGCUUUACUCUGCCCUGCUUGGUAUUAGGUGUGAGCGUGAACUUCCUUUCCUUUGGGGCCUGGGCAAUCGUAGACGUAAACCAUGGCAGAUCAGACUGAACGCUCCUUUCAAAGGCAACCGACAAUUUUCUUGAAUAGAAAGAAAGGUUUGGGAGCCAAGAAAAGGAAGUCGUUGCGGUAUACACGUAAUGUGGGGUUGGGUUUUAAAACCCCAAGAGAGGCCAUUGAAGGUACAUACAUCGACAAGAAAUGUCCUUUCACCGGAAAUGUGUCUAUAAGAGGGCGUAUCUUGACUGGACUGGUCCAGAAGAUGAAGAUGCAACGGACAAUUGUGAUCCGUAGAGACUACCUUCACUACAUCAGGAAGUACAACCGUUUUGAGAAACGUCACAGGAACAUGUCUGUUCACCUUUCACCAUGUUUCAGAGAUGUCAAUAUCGGAGAUGUUGUCACGGUCGGUGAGUGUCGUCCUCUCAGCAAAACUGUCAGAUUCAACGUUCUCAAGGUCACCAAGGGAACAAGAUCCAAAAAGAGUUUUAAGAAGUUUUAAUUACUGACAUUAAAGUAAUGUUUAUUUAAAA
Messenger RNA from Homalodisca vitripennis (glassy-winged sharpshooter), 621 nucleotides. RefSeq names its product 40S ribosomal protein S11 (gene RpS11). NCBI's taxonomy places the organism in Eukaryota, Metazoa, Arthropoda, Insecta, Hemiptera, Cicadellidae. The record is from RefSeq and is a predicted model, not a curated record. Gene Ontology annotation, molecular function: structural constituent of ribosome. Gene Ontology annotation, biological process: translation. The coding region runs from base 123 to 590 and encodes 155 amino acids. Gene Ontology annotation, cellular component: cytosolic small ribosomal subunit; ribosome. The transcript is spliced from 4 exons.